AUGUUCUCGAAGAAGAGUCUGAUCAUCUUCAAAUUCAUACACAUCGUUUCAUUCCUAGUGGGCUUGGCCCCCUACAGCAUCAAGAUUUUGCCUCGAUCCUCUAAACAAUCCGGAUUUAACUUCAGAAUCACAUACUCUGGACUGGGAUGUGCUUACAAUAUUUUAUUGAUAUUCAUAUUCACUGGAGUAACUCUCAUUAUCACACCAUAUUUGAUAGAAUGGCAGCAUUUUGACCGCUCAGUGUUUAUGAUGAUUGUAGUCGCAGUUACCACACUCGGGAAUAUAUUUUCAACAAUAGUCAUUUUUUAUUACACUCUUCAUCAACAACAGAGUGUUGCUAUUGGAAGUCAACUCAGUGAAUUUGAUGAAAAAUUUAGGAGUAAAUUCUGCAAUCUGCUUAAGAAUGGCAGCACAAAUCGACUUGCAAAUGUCGAAUCUUGGCUAACAAUUUUCUUAUAUUUAUUUUUAUGGUGUGGAGUUAUUACUACCUCCAUAGGCAUUCAGCAAUCACCACCGAGUAUUGCAAGUUUCUUCUGUGCUUUGAUUCUGACUUCGGUUCUUAUGCAAUACAGUUCCGUUAUUGACAAUUUAAGAAGAAGAUUCAAGAAUCUGAAUGAGGUUCUUCAGACAGUUUUUAAAUGUCCAAUUCCGAGUCUCGAGGGUGUCCUUUUGGUCGGGAAUGUCUCAAACAAUCGUUUGGUUCAUAAUAAUUUCACAACAUUUAAACAAACGCGGAAUAAGUUGUACAAAAUCUCUUGUCUCAUCGCCGAAUUUUAUUCAUUUCCAAUUUUAUUGACAGUAUUUUACAGUUUUUGUAGUAUUAUUACUACUUGUUACUAUUUUCUCAUGACCAUUGCGCAAGUAGAGAGAUUUACACUGGACACUCUGACUCUCAAUACUAUAUUCUGGUUUUUUCUGUGUACAUAUCCUACUGUUGCGUUGAGUAGAAGUGUGAGAAUAUUCAAUAAGGAGAUGCAUAAAACAGCAGAUGUUAUUUACGAUGUCAUGGAAAUGUACGCGCCCAACGGAGAAAUAGAGUAUCAGUUGACCAAUUUCGCAGUUGAACAAAUACACAAGAGAGUCGAAUUCACAGCGUGCGGAAUCUUCUCUUUGGAUUGUACACUUCUGCAUUCGAUGUUUGGAGCCUUUGUGACGUACUUACUGAUUAUGUUGCAGUUUAAACCAAAAGAGGUUAUGCAAAAUUAG
Messenger RNA from Diachasma alloeum, 1206 nucleotides. It is a transcript of the gene Gr33, whose product is annotated as putative gustatory receptor 28a. Gene Ontology annotation, biological process: sensory perception of taste. The record is from RefSeq and is a predicted model, not a curated record. NCBI's taxonomy places the organism in Eukaryota, Metazoa, Arthropoda, Insecta, Hymenoptera, Braconidae. The transcript is spliced from 4 exons. Gene Ontology annotation, cellular component: dendrite; membrane; neuronal cell body. The coding region runs from base 1 to 1206 and encodes 401 amino acids.